Messenger RNA from Agrilus planipennis (emerald ash borer), 730 nucleotides. Its product is annotated as general odorant-binding protein 83a. Gene Ontology annotation, molecular function: dibutyl phthalate binding; odorant binding. Gene Ontology annotation, biological process: olfactory behavior; sensory perception of smell. Lineage: Eukaryota; Metazoa; Arthropoda; Insecta; Coleoptera; Buprestidae. Bases 202 to 618 code for a protein of 138 amino acids. The record is from RefSeq and is a predicted model, not a curated record. Gene Ontology annotation, cellular component: extracellular region. The transcript has 4 exons.
UCAUAUAACUAACCUAAUUAUGUCUUUUUUCUUUAAAACAAAUUAAACUUUUCCAAAUUCCGAGUGAAUCGUUCUUUUAAAAUAGGUGCAUGGUAAUAAAAUAGAUGAAAGACAACAAACAAAGUCAUAUUGUUCUUAUAAAAAUUCUAAUUAGUAUGAAAAGAAUCUAACUAAAAUGAGUGAAGAAACGAACUGGUAUGAAUGUAUAGACUACGACGAAUAUCGUAUGUUUUUGGUAGCAAUUUUGAUACCCCUUUUGGUCGUUUACAAUACCACAUUGCCUGUCCUUCAACUUGUGGCUUAUUCGAUGUUUUUUGUGACAUUGUUUAUCAUGUUCUUGCAGAAAUGAUAGAAAAUGCUCGCAAAGGUGAUUUUGCCGAUGACGAUAGAUUUAAAUGCUACUUAAAGUGCGUCAUGGUCCAAAUGGCAGUGAUGAAUGACGAAGGAGUAGUGGACCCUGAAGCGGUGGUUGCUGUUCUACCCGACGAAUUGAAAGAUGUUUUGUCUGGAAGUAUAAGGGCAUGUGGCGGGAAAGUUGGAAAAGAUCAGUGUGAAAAUGCCUGGUUAACUCAUAAAUGUUACUACGAAAAGGAACCUGAACAUUACUUCCUGGUCUAAUCUCUAACAAAUUGAAGAAUUUGUACCCCUAGUAAGAAAACCCAAUUUUCCUGCAGAAGGUGUCGACAUCUGUUGUUUCAGCAAAUAAUUAAAUAAACAUUAUUGUAAUUAA